Lytechinus variegatus (green sea urchin) is the source of this 1981-nucleotide messenger RNA. Its product is annotated as organic cation transporter-like protein. Gene Ontology annotation, molecular function: transmembrane transporter activity. Bases 126 to 1802 code for a protein of 558 amino acids. Gene Ontology annotation, cellular component: membrane. Gene Ontology annotation, biological process: transmembrane transport. The record is from RefSeq and is a predicted model, not a curated record. The transcript has 11 exons. NCBI's taxonomy places the organism in Eukaryota, Metazoa, Echinodermata, Echinoidea, Temnopleuroida, Toxopneustidae.
UUGCAUGCGCAUGCGCCACGAUCGUGAUCGUUUUAGUGCGACUGUUAUGAGUUGCUGAAGUUUUGUUUUUUAUAUAACACACACGGAGUUGGAUUUGUCUGGAGUAUACGCUUAUAAUUGGCAUCAUGGCUUUUGAUGAUAUUCUUCUAACUUUGGGCGAGUUUGGAACGUACCAGAAAAUUACCUAUGCAUUAGUUUUUCUAUUUUGGUUUCCGGCAGCUGCAAAUGUUCUGGCGGUGGUGUUCUUGGCAGGACCAGCGGAUCAUUGGUGUAGAGUACCAGAAUGGGAUGACGCAAACUGCUCUGGAAUGGGACUGGAUGAGAGCGAUUGUGCAUACUACAAGAAGCAUCUUAGCAUUCCCCAUACAGUAGCAGACGACGAUACCAUUUUGUACGAUCAGUGUCGCAAGUACGAUGUAUCGCAGGUAUCGUUUGCGGAUGCGAUGACGUACUUUAAAGAAGGCACCAAUCAAAGUGAGAAUAUUUAUGACGUCAUUAACUGUGAUCAAGGAUGGAUGCAUGACAUGGCGUUAUCAACAUACACAUUUAUCCAGACGUUUGACCUGGUUUGUGACCGGAAAUACCUGGUCAAUUUGUCACAAUCAAUCUUCUUCGUUGGGGUCUUCAUUGGUUCUGUUAUACUUGGUGCAAUUGCAGACAGAUAUGGAAGAAAAAUAACGUUAAUAAUUUCAAACAUCAUCGUUGUCUUGUUUGGUGUCUGUGCUGCAUUUUCUCCGAACUACAUCACUCUUGUUACCCUGAGGGCGCUGUCGGCUGUCGGAUGCUUUGGGAUGCUUCUUAUAUCUACGGUUAUAGGAACUGAGUUUGUCGGCCCAUCGAAACGUGCCUUUGUGGGAAUCUUCAUCUCCGUGUCGUUUUCCCUUGGAUAUCUCCUACUCACGAUCUACGCCUAUUUUAUCAGAAACUGGCGCUAUCUUCUACUCUCGCUCAAUCUGACUUUCGCUCUGUUCUUCUUCUUUUACCCGUUUAUCCCUGAAUCGGUAAGGUGGCAGAUCUCCAAAGGUCGGUACAAAGAGGCGGAAGCUACCAUCAGGAAGGUUGCCAGAAUCAACAAAGUCAAUCUCCCGGAUGCCUUUUUCCACAAACACGACUUUUAUAAUUCAGGGGAGAAACAAGCUGAAAAGGAACGUGAUCCAACUCUACUUGAUCUUUUCCGGACACCGGUCCUGCGAAAAAGGACGCUCGUUUUGAUUGUUAUUUGGUUAACCAACAACCUCAUAUUCUAUGGCUUGCAUCUGAGUACCGGGUCCUUUGGAGUCAACAUCUAUCUGAGUUUUGUUAUCUCCGGAGUCGUAGAGAUCGUUUCUGUUUGUCUUUGUAUCCCAGCGAUAGAAUGGAUUGGUCGUCUCAAAAGUAUCAUAGCCUGCUUCGUCAUUGCAGGCGUGGCAAGUUUUAUUGCCAUAUUCGUCCCUACUGGGGUGGCCAAAACGACGAUCGGCAUGAUUGGAAAAUUUGGUAUCGCCGGGUCCUGGGCGAUUGGUGGUAUCAUUGUCCUUGAAGUCCUGCCAACUCCUACAAGGAGUGUUGGUAUCGGAAUAUGUUCCACGGCAUCCCGCAUCAUUGCUGUAGCAACCCCUCUCCUUCUCAUCCUCUACGAUGUUUGGGCACCUGGUCCCCUCGUUCUUCAGACCAUAGCUGCUUUAAUAACAGCGGGAUUGUGCUUUAUUCUCCCCGAAACCCGAGGCAAGAAGCUCCCCGAGACGCUGGAGGACGGAGAAACUUUCGGAAUAAAAACGCAAAAUGAAAAGGAACUUUACAGCAUGCAAAGUGCUCCGUUAUAAUUAUUUGGACGACCAGAUGCCGGAGGGGAUACAACAGGUAUUAGAGAGUUUUCGCAUAGCGAUGCAAGGAGGAUUCAAGGACAGAGAAAUCUUUUGUCAAAUGCCCUUCAUGACAUAGAUUGACCUAGAAAUUUAUGUCGAAAAUUUGUGAAUCAAAGCAGCAGGUUUAGUUUUUAAAG